CCAAUUUCAGUGUUACUCUCACUUCACAUCGAUAACGUACAGUGCAAGAAAUCUACACAAAAACGAAAAAUGUCUGAAGAAACCGCCACUGAUGAGCAGAAAAUUGCAGAAGUAGCAGAGGAAAUGUCAAGGAUGCAUCGAAUUCGAGUUUCUAACACGAAGAAGCCUUUCAUCUUCUACCUUAAUCUCGCUAAGAAAUACAUCAAGCGUUACAACAACGUCAAGCUCACAGCCUUGGGGAUGGCUAUACCAACUGUUGUUCUAAUCUCCGAGAUUCUGAAGGAAGAUGGACUGGCAACUCAGAAAUUGAUAGCCAUAUCAACUGUUCAAACCAAGGAUAAAUUCACAAGCAGAUACAUUCAGAAGGCCAAGAUUGAAAUUGUGAUGGCACUGAAUGAGCAAUAUGAUAAAGCGAAAGCUGAUGCGAUCAUAUUGAAGAAAAAGAGUGCUCAGCCUAAGACUGGAGUCAAGAAGACCGAUGGAACAUCGCUUGAUGUCACGGCUUGUAAAUCACAGGAUGAAAUUGUUGAUGGUAAGGCUGGUGUCAAGAAGGCAGUAGAUGAGACUAAGACGAAAACUGUGAUUGAGAUAUCUGCGGCAGUAGGUAGCAGCAGCUGAAGGGAAUGUUGAUCGAAAGAUGUGAAUAGAGGCAAGGUGGCAAGGUUUUAGUAAUGGUUGUUGUAUGGUACAUUUACAUAACAUGAAAUUUUACUUCCAGUUGAUUUCGACAUAACUGUAGUCUGUACAGUGUACAUAUUUCAGUCUAUCGAUCAUGCACACAUGUACUAAAAUCACAAGUUUACAUGUUCUUAGAGUGGUUUAUUUGACUUUUUAACUUGCACAAAGAUUAGAUGUGUGGAGACUGAAUCUGAGAAACCGCGAAGGAUUAAACGUUGAUCUGAAUUGAAAAGGCCUUGGCUUGUUGUC
This is a messenger RNA of Helianthus annuus (common sunflower), 927 nucleotides long. RefSeq lists its product as uncharacterized. Gene Ontology annotation, molecular function: RNA binding. The transcript is spliced from 8 exons. Lineage: Eukaryota; Viridiplantae; Streptophyta; Magnoliopsida; Asterales; Asteraceae. Gene Ontology annotation, cellular component: nucleus. The record is from RefSeq and is a predicted model, not a curated record. Bases 70 to 618 code for a protein of 182 amino acids.